AUGCUUACCGAGAGCGCGACCAUGGGAAUGGAUGGGUUCUGGUGCUCGGAAUACCUACUCGAUUCGCCGUCCACAUCCAAGUAAGUUGUACUGUAAUUUUAAUUUUUCAAAUUUUGGUUUUUUAAUAUACGAUAGCUAUGGGUUCUUUUUUUUAAAUUUACUGUAAGUUUUCAGAGACAGUGGUAAUGGUUCUUGUGCUGCUCCAUCUACAACAUCUAGUCGGACAUCUUCUUCACGAAAACGGCCUUUAUCAGCUGUACUAGAAAACAAGUUUUCUCUGUCCAAGGUAAAUUUUUAAUUUUUUAAGAUAGUAUAUUCUUUGACAUUAAAAUUGUAAAUUUUAUAAUUUUUUUAAAUAUAAUUGUUUACUAGUUAAGUUUUACCUAAAAUUUAACUUCAUACAAAUUUUUAACAAUUGUGAUUCCAGGAAGGCCCUCUGCCAAAACGGCUACAUUCAGAAACGAAACUGGAGACCGUGAACUUGGAGUACGUUGUGGUCGACUUUGACAGAGCUCUGCAGUCAAACUUGUCACUGGUGAAGAAGCUGUUGAAUCGACAAAAGAAUGUGGACAUAAACAUCUACAAGAUGCAGCAUCUGCAGAAGGAGGGGUGUAUAAUUAAGGAGCGAUGUCUGGUCACCCACAUGAUGAGUAGAAUCUGCAACAAACACAAGGCUGACCUCGCAGUUUUCCCUUUGGCCGUUCAAAUCUUGGACCGGUUUCUGAGUGUCCAAAUGGUACCACAACGAUGUAGAAUGUAUGUUGGGUUAGCAGCGUUGUUGUUGGCGUCUAAAAUGAAGUCGACUAGACCACUGACGACGGAGAUAUUGGCUCAAGAAAGGACUUACAAUACGGUUACGAUUCAGGUCAGUUCGUUAUACUGUAUAUUAGUAUUUUUGGUUACUGGAGGCUAUGUUUGUGUAUAUUGUAGUUAGUUAUCAUGUUUUAUAUGAAGACGUUAAAGAUGUUAAUUUAAAAAAUAUUUUUCAGAAAUGGGAGAAAAGUAUAGCUGCUAUUCUUCGAUGGGACUUCAACAAUCCUACAGCUGUCGAUUUCUUCGAUUGUUUGGUGUCGCAGUCGGAAGAAUUGGCCGACCUCAGAGACGAUUUCUUUACAGUUUUGGAUGACCUACAAAGAGGUUGGUUUUAUUCAAAUUACAUAGUUUUUGAUGCACUUUUUUUGUGUUUUUUACGGUAUUUUUGUAUUAUUGGUUAUUUUUGCUUUAGUGCCAUUUAUUAUUUCUCUUCUUUUUUUAUUUUUAGUGUUUUUCCCUUCUACAGUAUGCCAUUUUGAAAGUUUAUAUUUUUUAUACUUCGAAAAGGGGAGAAAAACCCUCAGUUUUUAUGUCAUUUUUCAAGCGAUCAUGCUGAAAUUAGUAGUUUUUUCGAGUUCAUCAGCUUCUCUGAUCCUCUCGCUGGCUGUUUUUUUUGUUCACGGAGGUCUGGGUGGUCCCUCCAAUUGACUUCAGGCUUUGCGCGCAGGGUAGCAGCAGAUGUUUUUUUUUAUUUAAAUUCGUUUUUUACGUCGGCUUCUGGAGGACGGAGAGAAACUGGCUUCUGAUAAUUAGGCGAGCAAUAUAUCCAACCUGAGAAACCCAUUUUGGGAAGUUUUACAUUGACAUACACUUUCUUACUGAUAGUUUUAGGUAUUAAGACAUUUUUGAAUAUUAGUGUUUUAACUCUUAAAGGAGGACUUCUUUACUCCAAAUUCAUAUCGGUCUUUUAACCUGGGAUUCACAUCGAAUAGGGGUCUUCCAGAAGCCACCUAUCAUGCGGUAAAGAUGAUGAGGCAAUUGAAUUGACCCGAUCAAGCCUUCUGCCUCCCUUAAUGAGCCGAUUGACGACGAGGGUGGCUGUUCCGGGCGUUCUGGAAUCUGUUUUAACUGGCGUAGCGCCAAAUAGCCAUGAGAAGAGUUGCGUCGCCGUGUGAUAUCGACCUCGCCCUAGUCUUGUACCCUCCACAGUGUUUACCGUAAUUUACAUAUGAAAAGGGUGGCGAUGCGUCGUGCUGUGAGUGCGGUAAACGUAUUGGUGCACUUGGAAGUGUUUUCCGAUCUUAGCAUAGUAAUUUAGGGCUUUAGCAUAAUGAGUUUGUAAACGUAUUGUCUUGAUCAGUGAGAUAGAGAAGGAUUUGAAAUUUAAUGGAAUGUGCUCAAGGACUUGUCUUGGGCACUAAUGUCAGUCUAUCAGCAUAUCUUUAAAAUUACUAUAGGAAGUGUUUUUCGAUAAAAUUACUAUAGGAAGUGUAUAAUACAAUGUUUAAAAAACUUUACGCUUAAUGAGCCACAAACAGCAGCCUUCAGAAUUCUUUGUCUGUUUUUUGUGUCCAACUGUACAAAAAAAAGAGUUUACUGUGGAGCCAAAAAAAGUUGCGCGAGGCAAAAACUUUUUUCAAUUGUUUUUUGGGCGGCUUCCUCCACGAAUCGAGUCAACUUGUUUGAUGGAUUACUUGAGCGGCACCUUUUAAACUUCACCGAACUUUCCGUUCGUUUUUUAAAAUUUUCAAAAAAAUCACUGAGACCUUAUUCAAAUUGUCUUUUUUCCCAAAAUUUCGUUUUUUGGCUUCAAACUUUCUAUUAUUUCAUUUUUUUAUUUAUUGCCAACUUUCGAUCUCUCAGACCUUUAAAAAAGUAAUUCGUAGGCUUAUAAUUAUAAAACAGAAAUUGCCAUGACUUUUGAGUUGUUUGAGUUAGGUAUAAAACCAGCCGUUUUUUAUGCAGAUGCAGUCUUUGACGGUUAUUAUCAGAUGGCAAUGUUGUUAUAAGGUUAUUAGCUAUAAAUCGGCUCGGUUCGUCUUGUUCUCUGACACCAUGACCCGUUGAUAACAUCGCGAUUGCGCGAGACUGUUUCAUUCUUGUUUAUUCUCGGCUUUUGAAUGCGUUUUUGGCGCGUUCUUUUUUUGGAGCCGACCGUAUGAGCCCGUUAUGACAGACGUUUUUAUUAGUGUUGGUUCGCGCGAGAGAUCACAAGAUCGCCGGCAGUUAUUACCAACUCUCGGGUUUAUCUUAAGGCUGGGAAAGGACGGGAUAUUACCUCAUAAUUAACAUGGGCUUCUUCUUGUUGCCGACUAUGAAGAUGAUUGUAAUUGUCGGAAGCUAAUUAUACCGGCAUUCUAGGCAACAAUAAUUGUCUAUGGACUAUAAUGUCACAAAAAUCAGUUAUAUGUUAUUAUUGGCAAAAUAAUUGCAUGAUGAUCCAUUAUACAUGUAUAUGGCAUAUCGCUAAUCGUAUAACGAUCUUAUACUUUAUACUAUAUUAAGAUCGUUAUACCGCAUCUUUUUCGGCAACGAGUGACCGUUGCUCGUAGCUAUCUGUAAUUGGCUUAUGGUUCACAAAAUUAUAAGAAAUGUUUCUUUUGUCGUCGCCAAACAGCUUAUUCGGACCGGCACUUAACACAUUUGGCUAAGACUUAAACAAAAAACGAGGGCUGAGAGUCAGGUCAGACGGUGACCCCAACCCCAACUCAUUGCGCAAUCAACUAAAGAAGAAGCCAAGACGACGGUCGAGGUCUUGAAAAGCACAUAAAACUGCUGAUAACCUUGAAGGUUACCUCUGUUCGAACUAGAUUUAAAAGUGCAUUGCAACCCGAGGUAGUUUCUGAGAUCCCGGUCUUGUUUUAGGUUACUGUACAGUUGAAUCGAGUUGAAAUAGGUAUGAAACGCAUCAAUCCUUGGCUUUUUUUGGCUUAAUCUUUGGCUUUUUCUGGCAACUUUCCUCAAUUUACUGUAACUUAGUCUUGAACUGGUCUCGAAAGUUCAUAUCUCUGUGGCAACAUUGCCAUACACAUCAAAGCCUAUUAGAUGUCAGGUUUAUGUGGGGCAUGAUCGAUUAACUAGCCAAGUUGUGUUUGCGCAACGGUUGUCUCAAGAUGCUGGAGAUAAAAGGGGAUCUGGCGUCUGCCGCCAUAUGGAAUGAUGAACCGGUCCUCUCGCUUUCACUAUUGUUUGGCGCAGUUCCUUUUUUGGUGAAACCGAUCCUCAUACAAAGACGAAUUGAAGAAAAUUAAUGACUGACAGUCCCAUCACUCUUUGUUUAUUUGGCCCUAACUUUAGGUAAUGGAGUAGCAUUAAUAGGGCAGAUAUCUUCGCAAUUGGAUUGGGUUACUUCUACGGCCAUAAAAGUGAGGUCUUAAUAGUGCUAAUGUGAUACGGUUGACUAUCGUUUGAAACAUAUUGUAGUUUUAUAUGGUCUUAACUUUAGUACUAUGACUUUUGGAAUAUCCACCUUCUUUCAUCAUGGUUCUUUUUACUGUCUUCCGAUCUUAUGACAGUGGGCUCUACGGUAAUCGUAUAAAUAUGUUACGAUGAUCCGACUUCUCCUGGUGGACUCCUCCUGAUGGUGAUUCAGGUCUCGGGGGACCCAGAAUUUGAAUUUGAGUGGCCCGAUAGACGCGGGAAUGUUGCGUGGCGGAGAGUGGUUUACGAGGAGUGAGUGCAUUUUAGUGAGGUGCGGCACGGUCCUUUUCAUCGUCUCAGUCAUCAGCUAGCCGGCUUUGCGUUCCUCGGCCAUUCAAAUUCUGUUUUUCGAAAAGUGAUUUUUAAACGAGGCCCCUCGUGUUUGAUGGCUGUCUUAAUGAAAGCGCAUAUGAGCAGCGAUGGAAUGCACAGUUGUUGUCAUUACCACGGCCAAAUGUCACCCCGAAGACUAAUUGUCCGCCAUUCAAAGCCGGCUACCAUUUCGGAAAUUUGAAUUUUAAAAUGUUCGAAUAUUGUUUUGAGUAAUAUUUGAAUUCGAAUAUUUCUUAUAAUUUGAAUUCUGUUUUAAGACGCUGUCUACUGUCUUUGAAUGCAAGUAUUAGAGUAACUUGACAUUCAUUUAAAACAGCACUUUUCGAAAAGAUUACUACAUUGUUUGACUAUUAAUUAAGGCACGGUGUUGGCUGUUUAUCUAGGCACACAAUUACCGAAUGACAUGUGCAGUCCGAGGCCCCCCGCUGACCCCGCUGUAGAGGCAUGCUUACUGUCCUCCUUGUUGAGUGUUGCGUUAAUCCCAGUUAUUCGAGCAGAUCUUAUAACGCCAGCUGCAUUGCGGCACACGGGGCUGGAUUCCAUCUGGCUUAGGCUUUAUUCCAGCCAUUAACGACUCAAUUAAGCGACUCCCAUCUGAUUGAUUGAGCCGACAUUAGAAAUUUAUGCAUAAUCAAGUCUCAUGAACUUACUGUAACCAAAAAUGGCACGAAAGUCAUAAUGCAAUUAAGGAUCGUUAAAACCUUAUUAUUACUAAAAAAUACUGUAAUUGUACUGUAAAGAAAAGUUGAAAUUGAAACGCAAGUUUUUGCAUAUAAGAAUAAUAAGAUCUAGGCUAGUAAAUUAUCGUACAAAACAUGUUAUACUAAACUCGACCGUUUUAAAAUUCAAAAAAUUAAAAAUAUAUUAUAUUGAUAUUGUUAUAGAUCUGCACUUUGCCUCGUUAUACCCAUCAGAACAAAUGGCCAUCGUCCUCUUUUACCUGAGGGACAUGUACCAGUUUGAACUAAUCGAAGACAACAUCUACUCCCACUUCGAACUCGAUGCUGAUGUUAUUCAAGCCAACCUUAUGUUGUUACAUGGAACCAUGAGGCAGGUUUUACAAAAUAAAAAAUUUUAAAUGUAUCAAGUUGUGCUAACUACAGUCAUUGUUAGGUACCAGGACUUACUUUCAAUUUUUCUUUUUUAUAUUAUAGUACUUUCAGACCAGCACCACUAUCGCCGACCUCGUCGACGUACUCAGACGGCUGUCCACCCACGCCCAACUCGGAGAGCCUCUGA
Messenger RNA from Bursaphelenchus okinawaensis, 5745 nucleotides. The record is from the annotation of a GenBank genome assembly. NCBI's taxonomy places the organism in Eukaryota, Metazoa, Nematoda, Chromadorea, Rhabditida, Aphelenchoididae.